Messenger RNA from Cucumis sativus (cucumber), 1438 nucleotides. Its product is annotated as CBBY-like protein. Gene Ontology annotation, molecular function: hydrolase activity. Lineage: Eukaryota; Viridiplantae; Streptophyta; Magnoliopsida; Cucurbitales; Cucurbitaceae. The transcript has 11 exons. Bases 83 to 1207 code for a protein of 374 amino acids. The record is from RefSeq and is a predicted model, not a curated record.
GGGCAAAAAGAAAAAACUUAAGUAGUAGUGAAAUCAGCGCGAAGGUCAUCAGAGCUGCGCUCCAAAACCUUCAGCAACUGCCAUGGAAAUUACCUACUCCUCCAUUCUCUAUACUCACCCUAUCAAAAGAACCACAGCUUGCAAUUGCUCAUACUCCCAUGCCAUUCCUAAACACCUUCCAAGCAGAUUCUAUCCGUCUUCUCCACGUCUAUCUGUUUUCUCCAGAAGCUACAAUUUCAUUGUAGACUCGAGUUUACGAAUUAGAAGAUUAACAGCUUUCAGCAGUUCCAGCAGUUCUAACAAUGACUCACCCCAAGAACUCGCAGUUCUUCUCGAAGUCGAAGGAGUCCUUGUGGAUGCAUAUCGCUCAACUAAUCGCCAAGCUUUUAAUGAAGCAUUUCGUAAGCUUGGACUUGACUGUGCAAAUUGGACUGAACCUGUAUAUUCAGACCUUGUCAGGAAGAAUGCUGCUAACGAGGAACGGAUGCUAAUUAUGUAUUUUAAUCGUAUUGGUUGGCCGACUUCACUACCAACAAAUGAGAAGGAAUCGUUUAUUAAAAGUGUUCUGCGAGAAAAGAAAAAGGCAUCAGAUGAAUUGAUGGUUUCACAAAGUUUACCUCUACGGCCUGGAGUUGAAGAUUUCAUUGACAAUGCUCAUAACGAGGGAAUACCUGUGAUUAUUCUCACAGCCUACAGCAAGAGUGGAGAAGAAAUUGCUAGAUCUAUCAUCAAUAAGCUUGGACCUGAGAGAAUAUCCAAAGUAAAGAUUGUUGGGAAUGAGGAGAUGAGACAGAGUUUAUAUAGUGAAUUUGUGAGUGGUCAAGCAAAGCAGUCAGGUUUGGAAGAGGAACUAGCUAAAGAAGCAAUGAAGGCAGCUUCUGCUGAGAAACAAAGGAUAGCCAAGAAGGUUGCAUCGGCGCUGAAGUUGAGUGUCGAGAUAAAUACUACCUCAUCUGAAAGUUUGGACAAGAUCAUAUGUGCAUUGCGUGCUGGAUCAGAACUUGCUGGCACACCCGUUUCCAAUUGCAUCCUUGUUGCAGGAACCCAGUCAGGGAUUGAUGGAGCUGAACGAAUAGGAAUGCCACGUAUUGUGAUCCGAAGCAGUUUGACAUCAAGAGCCGAGUUCCCUUCAGCAAACGCUAUAAUGGAUGGCUUCGGAGUCGGUGGCUUAACCAUUACCAGAUUACGGCAAAAGACUUGGUCUUGAGGUUCAUUGUUACUUUCUGUGCUGCCUCUACAUUACAUUACCGUUAAAUCGGUGUUAAGAAUGAAGACGAUGUCAAGUACCGUUACACGACUAUUUUCAUGAUUCCAUUCAUACAUGUAUCGCUAUGGCUUAAAUUCUUUGAAUUUUGAAUCUUGAAGAAUGAGGUGAAAGAAUAUAAAAGAAAGGGUUUCAUUUACGAAGAUUUAAUAUGAAGAAAAAAAAUCUCUUGCA